Messenger RNA from Fonsecaea erecta, 303 nucleotides. RefSeq lists its product as hypothetical. NCBI's taxonomy places the organism in Eukaryota, Fungi, Ascomycota, Eurotiomycetes, Chaetothyriales, Herpotrichiellaceae. The record is from RefSeq and is a predicted model, not a curated record. The transcript has a single exon. The coding region runs from base 1 to 303 and encodes 100 amino acids.
AUGGUGACACAGCCUUCUUCUUCUCUUCUUCAAGCUCCUCCAUCAAGCCCAAGUCCUCCACUUCAGUUGUCUAUUUUCCAAUCCUUCAGCCAAAUCCCACUUCAAAUCUCCCAAACUACCUUCAACAUGGCCGACGAAGCUACCAAGGCCCACCUCCGCACCAAGUUCGACAAGCUCACCGCCGACGACUUCAAGGAGGUUGCAGGCAACAAGGACGCCCUCGCCGCCAAGGUCGCCGAGAAGUACGGCAUCUCAAAGGAGGAGGCCACCAAGCAAGUCGAGGAUGGUUUCGCCGGCAAAUAA